This is a messenger RNA of Colletotrichum chrysophilum, 588 nucleotides long. RefSeq lists its product as uncharacterized. Bases 1 to 588 code for a protein of 195 amino acids. NCBI's taxonomy places the organism in Eukaryota, Fungi, Ascomycota, Sordariomycetes, Glomerellales, Glomerellaceae. The transcript has a single exon. The record is from RefSeq and is a predicted model, not a curated record.
AUGUCUCACCCUGGACGACUUGAGGGUAAGGUGGCCAUUGUGACCGGGGGUGGGGCCGGAUUUGGAGUCGGCAUUGUCAACAAGUUCACUUUUGAGGGAGCCAAAGUACUCAUCUUUGAUAUCAACGAAAAUGACGCGAAGAAGACCGCAGCUCUGCAGCCUGAAGGCUCCGCAUUGGCUAUGAGAGGUGAUGUCUCCAUGGAAGCGGAUUGGAAAGCUGCCUUGAGCCUUGCGGUGGACACCUUUGGCAAGUUAGACAUCAUCGUCAACAACGCUGGGGUUGUUUACAACGCGUGUUCAAGCAUCGAGACGACUGAGGCCGACUACGAUCGAGUCAUGAGGGUCAACCUCAAGUCCCUCUACUGGAGUUCCAAUGUUGUCAUUCCACACUUCUUGGCUGAGAAGAAGGGUGGAAUAUUUAUCAAUAUCUCUAGCAUGGCGUCAGUCCGACCCCGACCAACACUUGUGUGGUACGGGGCCAGUAAGGGAGGUCUUACCAACGCAACCAAAGGCCUAGCGAUCGAGUGGGCGAAGCACAAUAUCCGCUUCAAUGUUAUUCAUCCCGUCGCAGGGGAAACCUCCAUGUAA